Cucurbitaria berberidis CBS 394.84 is the source of this 1230-nucleotide messenger RNA. RefSeq names its product queuine tRNA-ribosyltransferase. The transcript is spliced from 7 exons. Gene Ontology annotation, cellular component: cytosol. Gene Ontology annotation, molecular function: tRNA-guanosine(34) queuine transglycosylase activity. The record is from RefSeq and is a predicted model, not a curated record. Bases 1 to 1230 code for a protein of 409 amino acids. Lineage: Eukaryota; Fungi; Ascomycota; Dothideomycetes; Pleosporales; Cucurbitariaceae.
AUGGCGCCAGUCCCCAUGCCCUCGGCGCUCACAUUCGAGCUGCUAGGGAAAUGCUCGGUCACAAAAGCGCGCGCCGCGACGCUCCAUCUACCCCACGGCCCCGUGCCCCUCCCCAUCUUCAUGCCCGUCGCGACGCAGGCUUCGCUAAAAGGUCUCACGCCAGACCAGCUGGAAGAUCAGGGCUGCCGGCUAUGUCUAAACAACACGUACCAUCUUGGUCUUAAGCCAGGACAAGCCACGCUCGAUGCGAUAGGGGGCGCACACAAGCUGCAGGCAUGGCCGCACAAUAUACUCACAGAUAGUGGAGGCUUCCAAAUGGUCUCGCUACUACAACUCGCCAAAGUGACAGAAGAAGGCGUGCGCUUCCUCAGUCCGCACGACGGGUCGCCCAUGCUGCUCACGCCCGAGCACUCCAUCUCCCUGCAGAACUCGAUUGGCUCCGACAUCAUAAUGCAGCUCGACGACGUGAUUGCCACGACGUCGCCCGACCACGCGCGCAUGAAGGAGGCCAUGGAGCGCUCGGUGCGCUGGCUCGACCGCUGCAUACAAGCGCACAAGUACCCAGAGAGGCAGAACCUGUUCUGCAUUAUACAGGGCGGCCUGGAUCUGGAGAUGCGGAGGGAAUGUACCGCUGAGAUGGUGGCGAGAGACACGCCUGGAAUUGCGAUUGGCGGCUUGUCGGGCGGCGAAGAAAAGGACUCGUAUUGUCGCGUCGUGAAUCUGUGUACUGGGCUGCUGCCGGAGAAGAAGCCCAGAUACGUCAUGGGUGUGGGAUACCCCGAAGACCUAGUCGUCUCCGUCGCCCUCGGCGCAGACAUGUUCGACUGCGUAUGGCCGACCAGAACCGCCCGCUUCGGCAACGCAAUCACGUCCAGCGGCGUGCUCAACCUCCGCAACGCAGUCUACUCGGAAGACUUCUCCCCCAUCGAACAAGGCUGCCAAUGCACCUGCUGCCGGCCGAUAUCCGACGGCGGCCUGGGCCUAACCCGCGCGUACAUUUACCACGUCACGGCCAAGGAAACCGCCGGGGCGCAUCUACUCACCAUGCACAAUGUGCACUACCAGCUCAACCUGAUGAGGCUGGCACGAGAAGCGAUCCUGGAAGACCGAUACCCGCAGUUUGUGAAAGACUUCUUUGGCAAGCUGUACAAGUGGGAGAAGGAGAGGUAUCCCAAGUGGGCUGUUACGGCGCUGCAGGGCGUGGGGGUAGAUCUGAUGAGCGAGAAGUGA